AUAUAAUAUAUAAAUUCGUAUUUUCAACAUAACUUUACUCUUAAAUGUUCAGUUUAAUUAUUUGGUGAAACAAAAACAAAUAUUACAUCAUCUAUUGCACUGAACAGUAAAUUUAAUAUUUAAUUUAAAAUAGAAUAAUAAUUUUUUCUGAGCGUUGCUGUGAACUAGCUCCUGCAGCUAAAUGUCAGCUAACGUCCAUUGUCAGUCAGUUAGCAGUUAGCAGUUAGCAUCCGCAGAGGAAUCUCACGCAUCUUGAAUGAAAGUCGAGCGUUCGUCGCUGUUUUCUUCAGUAAGUUGCUCUUUGUUGGACAAACACCAUGAAGAAGUUAAACUGUUUUCAUCUCGACGACCUAAUGGAGGAGUUCGCUCAACUGGAGCAGACGAUCUCACAGGUCAGUGGCAGAAACCAGCUGUUGGAGGUCGAGCUGGACGACGCCACGAGACUCGUUAAAUUCUAUCAGACCAAAGAGAAGAGUCUGACUGAAGAGAGAGACAGCCUUCUCCUCACAGUGAACAGUUUGCAGCAGACUCUGCAGGAGCAGUGCAACCUCAGAGUGGAGAACCAGAGACUGAAGAGGGACGUGGUCGACCUGAAGCGACAGAACGAGAGAACGGUGGAGGAUGGAGAGGCUGAGGUUCAGCGGCUGCUCUGUGAAAUGGUCACAAAGGAGGAGAGACACAAGAGGGAGCUAGAGGCCGUGAGACAGCAGAGCAGGAGGGAGGCGGAGCUCGCGCAGAGGGAGGGUUCCAGUCAGGUGGAAGCCAAAGAUGCUGAAGUGAAGAAGCUUCUGGAGAAGAAGGAUCUGUAUCUGGAGGAGAUGAAGAAGAGGCUGAAGGAUCAGGAGAGAGAGAGGCAGAGCGAGCUCCUCAAGUUACAGAUGGAGUUUGGUGCGAAGUUAGCCCGAGUUCAGAGCUCAGCUCAGUGGAGGGAGCAGCAGCAGCAGCAGCAGCAGCAGCAAGGCUCCGGCCUCCUUCCUCAGAGCGUCUUCAAGAGGAAGCUGCAGUUCAUCCAAGAGGAGAAGAACAAGGAGAUUGGGGCCCUGCGUCAGAGAAUCAAGGAGCUGGAGGAGAGCCAGCGCUGCAGCGGCGUCAGCGACAGCCGCCUGAAGAGGAGGAAGAUCUAGAUUGUGUCAAGGCCAAACGAAGUUAACAAGCCGCUGAGCUGUCGGCUCUGCAGCUGCACAAAGCUCCAGACUCACUGGACACAAGUAACUCAACCAUUUCACACUUUGUAGUUCAUUAGUUUCAUUUUGAAAGCAUAACUGUUGUACACAUUGUAGAGAUCCCACUGCUUCUGAUGCACCGUCGUCCCUCACUGGAGCUGCAGCUUCACAGGUGAGCAGUGUGCAGAGAACACUUUCAAACCUGUUAACCUGUCUAAGGCUUUAAUCCAAUCAGACGGCUGCAGGGAGGCGACGCAGAGGAAGCAGUCAGGGAGUAGUUAGAAGUCCAGGAUCGUUCAGGGAAUUAAACCUAUUUGACUUCUUUCAAUUAAAGGAAAACUAAUCAUUUAACUCUGACUCAGGUUCCUCAAAGUCAAACUUUUCUUUCACUGAUGUUGACAAUCUAUGCAAUGAUCAGAGUAUUUAUUGUAUUGUAUUAGUUAUUUACAUACAUAUGUUUAUUAUUUUAGAACAUGCAUGGUAUUGUAGUCAUUCUGAACAGUACUACUCCAACUUUAUUGUUUUGAGCUAAAUUCUGAAAGCCUGUGUUGAUAUUUGAUGGUUUAUUAAACUGGAGCAAUGUGAAGC
Messenger RNA from Hippoglossus stenolepis (Pacific halibut), 1751 nucleotides. RefSeq names its product coiled-coil domain-containing protein 152. The record is from RefSeq and is a predicted model, not a curated record. The coding region runs from base 318 to 1124 and encodes 268 amino acids. Lineage: Eukaryota; Metazoa; Chordata; Actinopteri; Pleuronectiformes; Pleuronectidae. The transcript is spliced from 8 exons.